Messenger RNA from Pieris rapae (cabbage white), 3436 nucleotides. RefSeq names its product choline/ethanolamine kinase. Lineage: Eukaryota; Metazoa; Arthropoda; Insecta; Lepidoptera; Pieridae. The transcript has 9 exons. The record is from RefSeq and is a predicted model, not a curated record. Gene Ontology annotation, cellular component: cytoplasm. Bases 370 to 1665 code for a protein of 431 amino acids. Gene Ontology annotation, biological process: CDP-choline pathway; phosphatidylethanolamine biosynthetic process. Gene Ontology annotation, molecular function: choline kinase activity; ethanolamine kinase activity.
GACGGCUGUGUCAGUGUCAAAAAUCAAUAUAUUCACGCACACAUAGAACGACGUACCGGCGCGAAAUUAACUGAUCGCUGAAAAACGUUAAAAACCGCGUAAAAAAAUAUUUUAGUAAUUCAAGAAAACAGUUUCAUUUUAAAAUGAUUGGCAUAGGGACAAUAUUAAGAAAAUGCUAUCAGUUAAAAACACAAAUGUUUGUGAGGCGUUAUGUUCGCGAGUUGGAGUAUCCUGGGCUAGUAUACCUGGACCUGAACACUUAAUAUUUUAGAACUAUUUACAUUAAUUAAGAAAGGAGCUGCCACAAUAGUGCUUUAAAUGUUACAUUUAAUUAAAUAAUAUUGGAGAACAUACUAAUAGAAACUACAGAUGUGCGGAAGCGAGGAAGAAAUGCGUGAAGUGGCUGGAAGGAUCUGUCGGAACUACCUCCACGGCGCCUGGAAGACUGUAGAUCCCAGAGACCUAGACUUCAAAAGGAUUAGCGGAGGCCUGUCCAACUUCUUAUACUACGUCGCUUUGCCGGAGUCGCGGGCCUCGUAUCGCGACGCGCCGCAAGACCGCAUCAAGACGCUCAGCGAACACUCUUUUUCGCUUGACGAGCCCAAAAAGGUGUUGCUGCGUAUUUACGGCCAGGUGCACGGCGAGCGAGCGAUGGAUGCGAUCGUAACCGAAUCGGUGAUAUUCACUUUGUUGUCCGAGCGACGUCUCGGACCCAAACUGCACGGGGUGUUCUCAGGGGGACGCAUCGAGGCAUAUAUUCCGGCGCGAUCUCUCCUCACUAAGGAGCUAUCGGAGCCAGCCCUAUCCAUGAAGAUAGCGGAGAAGAUGGCGGCCAUACACUGCAUGGAGGUCCCGCUGUCGAAGGAACCCAACUGGCUGUGGAAGACCAUGUCUAAGUGGCUGCGGACCGCUAGAGAGGAACGGUUCACGGUGCACGAUCUGAAAGGCGAGGAACGCAAAAUUAUGGAGCGACUCCGCGCAGUCGAGUGGGACGCGGAAAUCGAGUGGGUGCGGAAGCUGACCGACACCGUCAACUCUCCCGUCGUCUUCUGCCACAACGACAUGCAAGAGGGAAACGUGCUUCUGGUCGAAGAAGAGACGAGCGCGGAAGAAGAGGAAGGAGUGCUAGUGCAGACCUAUCCCCUGGAAGAUUCGAGCGACUCUGUGUCUUCGAGCCUGUCGGACCUCGGCGAGCCGCGGCUGAUGCUCAUCGACUUCGAGUACUGCGCCUACAACCAUCGCGCCUUCGACAUCGCCAACCACUUCCAGGAGUGGAGCUACGACUACAGCAACUCCCAGCAUCCCUUCUACUUCGAGUAUCUGGACCAGGAACCCACGCUCGAGCAGAAGGAGAUCUUCAUAAAGGAGUACCUGAAGGCCUACCGCGGCGGGUGCGCGCGGGCCGGCGGGGGCCCGGAGGCGGAGGCGCCGUCCGUGGCUGACGUCAACCAGCUGCUGGGCGAGGUGGACGCCUUUCAACCCGUGAGCGACCUCUUCUGGAGUCUCUGGUCGAUCGUCAACGCCUCCAAGAGCCAGAUACCGUUCGGGUACUGGGAGUUCGCCCUGUCUCGUCUGGAGACCUACAUGCGGCUGAAGCGGGAGCUGAUCAAAAAGGAGAAGUGCGGUCUCCCUCACAAGAGGAAAAUCUGCGAGGUGGACAUAUGAACCGGCGCCGGAGACACCUGACACGCGGUCGUGUCCACCUGAAGGUUCUCAGCGAGACGUUCUUUUAAGCAUAUUAUUAUUUAGAGCGAGACGCCCCUCCGCCGGCAGAUUCCUAUUUAGUCAUACGACAGAUCGAUCCCGAAUAGAAAAUGCACAAAUAAAUAUCGUAAAUUAAAAAAAAAUAUGACCGAGACCUCGCCCCGAUAGAUGUAAAUAUUGUAGAUGUCUUAUUGUCGUGUACAUAUUUUGGAUGACGCGGUCUCUUGGCGUCUCUUUCUCCGCAAUCGCGUUCGUGCAUAUAAAAAAGAGCCAGUCGGUGGGAACCGGUAAGAAAUAAUUGUAAAAAGACUGAUCGAGACGGUAACUUUCUUUUCUCCGGUUCGUUUGCUCGACGACGUAGAAUAGAAUUGAAUAAAUGUUAAUUCCUCGUCGAACAAAUAAACUAAAAAAAAGUAUUGGUAUAAGUUGUAAAUAAAUUAUUCCUGAACGUAUCGUGUGACGUCACUCACUCGGGGCGUGUCGGCCGAUACGAAAUUGGGAAAAUCGAUUUAUUCAUUAAACUUUGUCAAAGCGUCAAUCGUCGCCGCUAGAUGUCGCAUUUUCAAAUCGAAAAACACUAGUGUAGUAAGAGAUAUUACAAUUAUUUAACGAAAUAUUUUAUUCUUCGCUUGAAAUUAAUGAAGUUUUGACAAGUUGUCGAUGUAUAUUGUAUACGUAUAUAUAUAUACAUAUAGAAGUCGGAGGCGAGAGGGAUUUGACUGAUGUGCGAGCGGACCGCAUUCCGGACAGUUUGGGUCCAAAGCAGUUCGCUAACUCGAACCUGAGACGCACUUAACUCACAUGGGGCUCUUCUGUGUGCUUCAGGGCAGCCAAGUCGUUGCUCAACGACACGCCCUCCCGAGUUUAAAGUCAGUUCCUGUGUGACUGAUCCUUUUCAAUAUUUCAGAAAACAGUCGAGCCAAACCAUUCUAGACGUAUAAAUUGUUUAUCUGACAUACCUGUAAAUAAAUUAUAUCGACUCGUUAACGCUGUUAAAAUGAAGUAUUAUCCAGUAUAAUAAAGCUAAUAUUCCGCUUAAGCGUUUUGCCUUUUCUUUGUAUAAUCGUUUAUAUAAAACAAGAUGUAUCCAAAGAGAACGUUAGUUGUUCGAACCGAAUAGGUAAUAUGUUGUAGGUGUAAUAUCGGAUCUUGAAUGUUUUACUUUCAUAUAAUUGAACCUCGCCCUGCUUUCCCAAGAACCACAACUAGAUUAAUUUUGAGUACUUAUAUAAUACAACAGAUUUUUUAAUUGUUUAAUUUAUUAUUUAUUAAAUGUAUAUAAUGCGGAUGAUAAUUAUUGCGAUGUAAGUUUUAGCGACGUCAUUAAUCGGUACUUAAUCACGAGUUUGAAUGGUAAUGUAAAAUUAUCUCAAUCCUAAAUUUCGAAAUAUAGACUCGUUCCUAUAGAAAAUAGGCCACUCGCCGAACAGUGCUUUAGUUGUCCUCGUUUACCGAGGUCUUGAUAAUUACGUUGGUAAUUACUUGAAAAAAAUAUUUCUGACGCACAGUCCAAAAAGCUAACAUGAAAUAAUAUGUAUACAAACAUAGCUUUUUUGUCAUUUCAAGGUUUUCUGUGAUUUCGAUUUUAUUUAAUUAUAUUAAUCUGUUAUGUUUUGAUAAAUUGUGACGGUACAAAGUGAGAAUAUUGAUAGACAUACUGCGUACUACUAUUGUGAUGUAUGAGGGACAUUUUGUAAUUAGUGCUGGAUUUUAAUAAAAUGUUUCAAAUAUU